UUAAACACUUACCUGUGGCCCGCGUCGCGUCAGUUCAACUCGAACCCUGCUCCAUCCACCCUCGUACUGUGCCCCGCUACUUCCGGCGUAACCGUGCGCUUUAGUACACUGCUACAUCGUAACACUACCCCGCCACAUCGUGAUCAACAUCCCUAUCGCAAUGCCUGCCCAACUAUUGCGCUCGAUCCCCUCGACCCUCUCGACUCCCCCGUCCCCCUCUAAAAGCACGCUUGCCUCUCCUGAGGCCACCAAGCGCGAUGCUUUCCUGGCAAAGUAUAGAUCGUCCCCCGUAUACCGAGUUUUCUUCAACCCCGACCUCUGCGAUAUCGUUCUUCGGUUCCUAUACGAUCCCGACCGGCCAGAGACCCGAGUCUCCGUCGCGCGCCUUGCCCGCACACACCCAAAGCUACACCACAUGGCGAGCCGCAUCCUGUGGGGAAACAUGGACUCGUUCGUCCCUUUACUCAAACUCAUACCGGGGUUCACUUGGAGGAAGUGUCGUGACGAGCGCGGAGACACCCGUUGGGACGUCGAAGAGGCCGAUGCCACUGACUCUAAAUCGUCCCAAACGGUCGUCGACACCGUCCGAUUCGAACACCACUCCCGCUACGUCAAGAAUUUUACCUGGAUCGACAGGGACCUAACGCCACGGACGCUGUCCUUCUUCGUGGACGCACUAUCGUCGCUCAACAAACCGUGGCUCCCUACUGUGCGAGUCUUCGAAGACCUCUCGCUUAACACCAUACCACCAUUCGCGCUUUUCGCUUCACCCAGCCUACAGGACCUCUGGGUGACCGCGUCGCUUGUCAAAGAAGAAGCCUUGACGGCGAUGUUUGACGAGCUGCCGUUACGCUGUCGCAACCUUCGGCAUCUGCACGUACGGGCGCCGCCGAGGUGGACCAACGAGCGGGGGCUCGGCGAGUCCGAGGCGUUUUAUCCCGUCUUCACAGACUUCCUCCGCAACGGCAUCGAUGGGAAGGCGCUGAUGGGCCUGCGCACCCUGCGCAUGUCCGUGCCCAUCGUCUGGGAGGACGUCGUCUCUCUCGCGCGGUUGCCCCGUCUCGAGCUGGCUGACGUGUCCGUGUAUAUGGACCCGGAGUCGACGGCCGACUUCGAGCGACUGCCACCGGGCUCGUUCCCCAGCCUCACCAGCUUCCGGCUCCACCUGACCGAAUUUGGCGCUGCGGGCGAACAUCUGUUUGAUAGUAUCGAGUCCACCUGCCUGGCCGACCUAUCAGUGUCGAUCUCGGAUGUAGCCCCCGAUGCCACGAAGAUGCGCAGAUUCUACGAGGGUCUGACUAAGAGCCCGUUCUCCAACGCGCUCACGAAAUUCUCGUUCGUUAUAUCGAGAAUUUCUGAAUUGGAGCCCAGUAAUCUCGGCUCACGAACCAUGACGUCCUCGAUGUCUACCUUGCGGCCACUUCUACAGCUCCGCAAUCUACGCUACCUUACCCUCGGUCUUCCCCGAGUCACCCUCUCGUGCAACGACAUCAGCGCUCUCGCCUCCGCCUGGCCGCGUCUCAAGACGAUUAACAUUCACCAAAUGUGGGACGGCGUGACACCUGUCUGUGUCGAGUCCCUCUCAGCGUUCUCCACGAAGUGCCCGAAAUUGGAGCGCAUAGGCUUUGAUGUGUGGGCUGGCGACAACAAGUGCCCGAACGAGACGUGUGGGCACCCUGUCCCGACGACGUCUGUGACGCACCAGGGUUGCCGGGUUCUGUGUGCCGAUGAGCGCACCUACUAUUACACGGUGGCGUAUCUCACAUUGCUCUACCCGAAGACGAGCACACGGGAGCUGGAAGACGAGAUCAUGCAGUACGUUGGGCGAGCCAACGCUAUCGCUGCAGGAGAAGGCGCUGCAGGUGAAAUCGUUGCCGGGGAAGCAGCUGCUGGUGAAGUGGCCGCUGGUGAAGUCGCUGCAGGGGCAGUCGCCGCCAACGAACUUGCAGUCGCUGCCGGCGAUGCACAAUGAACAUCAUUCUGUAUUUCAGUAGUUUUUUGGUACUUCCCGUCGACUCACUGUAGCACUAGACGCGCCAUUUGCUGGAUCCCAGAUGGUACAUACUGGUACUGCCAGUGAGACGCAGAGUCUGAGAGACUUGCGCGCGAGGACUCGGAGGAGCUCGGAUGGAUCUCGGCACAACUGGCCCCGGCGCUAGCCUGUCUGCUCCGCGAUCCGAGAUCCAAUCGACCUUUCAUUGAAGUCGACGUCCACUGACGACUUCUCCUAGCCUCUCCUGCUGCGUCCCCACCUGGCUACCACGGCGAUAGUUCCUACCCUCAAUUCACGCGAACUUAUAUAUACUACAUGCUCAGUUUGUCUCUAGUCUUCUCUUGGAGUAUGGUAUCACGCAAGCCCAGCUGACGCGUACACCGUCUUCCCCGUCGUCUUUUCG
Rhodofomes roseus is the source of this 2396-nucleotide messenger RNA. RefSeq lists its product as uncharacterized. The record is from RefSeq and is a predicted model, not a curated record. The coding region runs from base 161 to 1972 and encodes 603 amino acids. The transcript has 3 exons. Lineage: Eukaryota; Fungi; Basidiomycota; Agaricomycetes; Polyporales; Fomitopsidaceae.